AGACUCCUUUCCCCUCCCUCCCCUUUCCUUUCUUAGCUCCUUUUAUCUUCUUUAUAUUUGACUUCCCGACACCCAAACGUGAAGCGCCACUACGCAACAACAAUAACGCCAUCCCGCCCCAGCUGUUCUUAUCCAUCAUCAUCUUUGUGCCCAAAAGAGGGGGAAAAAGAAAACCCACAUUUUAUCUGAACUCUCUGAAAAGAAAAAUCAAAUCUUGGAGAUAAAUCUUUCCCAGCAGUUCAAGAGAAGAUCUACUAUACUAUACCCAAAGAUCACAGAAUUAAUCUUCAUUUAAUUGCUUGGAGUCCAUUUUAUUUGGGUGCUUGCCUUAAUUCAUUUGGAUCUGAAUGAUGGGUAUGUUUGAGGAAAUGGGUUUUUGCGAAAAUCUCGAUUUCCUCUCGGAUACCCCUGGUUGUACCGAAAUUGCCCUCCCACAAGUGGAAACCAAAGCAUCUGUAGCAGUUGAAGAUGAGGAAGAGAGUGAUGAAGACAUGGAUGUGGAUGAGCUUGAGAGGAGGAUGUGGAGGGAUAGGAUGCGUCUGAGGCGGCUGAAGGAAAAGAACAAGAGUAUUAAGGAGGGUGGUGGUGGUGGUGGUGGUGGCUUGAAGCAACUCCAUUCCCAGGAACAAGCGCGCAGGAAGAAGAUGUCCCGUGCCCAGGACGGAAUCUUGAAGUACAUGUUGAAGAUGAUGGAGGUUUGUAACGCCCAGGGUUUCGUUUACGGGAUUAUUCCGGAAAACGGGAAGCCGGUGAGCGGCGCUUCCGACAACCUCCGCGCUUGGUGGAAGGAAAAGGUGAGGUUCGACAGGAACGGGCCCGCCGCCGCAGCGAAGUUCCAAACCGAGAACAACAUCCCCGGGAGCAUUGACCGGUCAACCGUUGCGGUAUCGACCCCUCACACUCUGCAAGAGCUCCAGGACACCACGCUCGGCUCCCUGCUCUCCGCUCUAAUGCAACACUGCGACCCUCCUCAGAGGAGGUUCCCCUUGGAAAAGGGGGUGGCCCCGCCGUGGUGGCCCACAGGGGACGAGGAGUGGUGGGCCCAGCUGGGUAUGCCAAAGGACCACGGGCCGCCGCCCUACAAGAAGCCCCACGACCUGAAGAAGGCUUGGAAAGUCGGUGUCCUCACCGCGGUGAUCAAACACCUGUCGCCGGACAUCCCCAAGAUUCGCAAGCUCGUCCGGCAGUCAAAAUGCCUGCAGGACAAGAUGACAGCAAAGGAGAGCUCUACUUGGAUUGCUAUAAUCAACCAAGAGGAGUCCCUGGCUAGGACGCUGCAUCCGGAUACCUACCCAAACAGGUCUUUCCCUGGGGUAGUUAGUAAUCCGGAUGCAGGCGAUUAUGAUGUGGGGCCCUUAUUAGCUCCGGUGAAAGGAGAGAUUCUCGACGUGGACUCGGAUUUCCUCGAGAAGAAGAGGAAACGGGACCCACUCGGCGAGGAGCGCAGAGAUCUUAAGAGAACAUAUACAUAUCAGUAUUCUCAUUGCCCUUUUAGCAACCUGACCAACCCAAAUGUUUCGCCUAGCUUCGGGCUUCCCGAAGAUGGUCAGAAAAUGAUUUCAGAACUCAUGUCAUUCUACGACCACACGUUCCAACAAAAUGGGAACAACUUCAAUCCGGUCGAAGCAGCGGACCACAACAACCUGCUGCAGCCCACGACAGCUCAGCAGCAACUCCAACUGGAUGACUUCUUCAAACAGACAACCCGUUUCCCGUCUGCGGAUGCCCAGUACCCGUCUCCAUUCGACCCGAAGCCGAUUGAGUUCGGGUUCGACUCCCCAUUCAUUUUGGGUGGAGUUGACUACUCCGCGGACCAGCUGCCAAAGCAGGACGCGACCACUUGGUACGUCUGAAUGAGAAAAACAAACUUAGCUGAAUAUGAAUGUCAUUAUGGUCCCUACAAGUGCAGUUUCUGGAGAAGGAAGAGGAGGGCGAAAAUGUCAUUGUACAUAAGAAACCAAGAACCGACAUCCCGUUUCCGCCACACUGUAUGUACUGUUACGCCAUGCUCGUUUGCUUAUUUUCGUUUCGCUUUGAACGCGUUUUUUUAUUACGUAAAAUCAUGAAACUUGUGUACGAAAGUACGUGUAUUUGGAUUUUUGGACGAUUAUGAGACGCGGUAAGUAACUAUAUGUUUUAUCGGACCAUAUUUAUUGUGUUCGUGUUGUUGUGUUUAUUUUAUUUACUGUGGGAUUUUACUGGAUUUGUUGUUGUACGACACGAAUAUGUUAAAAAUAAUGUAGUUUUUUAUUU
Molecule: messenger RNA, 2253 nt
Organism: Cuscuta campestris
Lineage: Eukaryota; Viridiplantae; Streptophyta; Magnoliopsida; Solanales; Convolvulaceae
Source: the annotation of a GenBank genome assembly